Dibothriocephalus latus is the source of this 201-nucleotide messenger RNA. The record is from the annotation of a GenBank genome assembly. Lineage: Eukaryota; Metazoa; Platyhelminthes; Cestoda; Diphyllobothriidea; Diphyllobothriidae.
AUGUCAAUCGCCGACGCCCAAUUACUGGAGGAACAGCAAAUGGAAGCUGUUAUGGGCACGGGGGAAGAACCGCCGCCGGAAGCAGAAGGCGAAAAUAAGGAAGGAAAAUCAGGAAAGAAGAGCAAAGACAAAAAGAAGAAGAAAAAGAAGGAUAAAGAGGGUGAAGGGGCGGAAAACGAACCGCCAGAGGAGGCAGCCUAG